CCGCGCUCAACUGUCGUUCGUCUUGCAGGAUGGUUCGCCUGCUUCUCUCUGCAGCUCAUUACAGAGUCGGGCGUUAACGAAUCCUAACGCGCACUCAACUGGCAGUGGCGUUUAAGGCAAGAAGAGGAAAGUUUACUUAUUUUUUUCUGGUGCAUUUUAACACUUCAUUGACUGUAAUUGAAAAUGCACAAGUUGCUGAUAAUGUCAGCGUUUGUACUGCUAGGUGCGUGGCUUGCAACUGGCGAACUGGGCUUGGACACCUCUACAGUUACUAGUAACUCGUCGGAGUCUCAGCCGCCGGACCCGGGAGUCCUGUCCGGUGAUUCCAACUCCACCACACCGUACAACGUCGGCCUCAAGAUCUCCUCCAUUAUCAAGGACCUACCUACUUUGAAAAACAUCGUCAUAUUCGUGUGCGGCUUUACCGCUUUUCUCAUCACCUGCUUGGUGGUUAAGGUGUUCAGAUCUGGAAAAAAAAGAAGAAAGACUCGCAAAUAUGAUCUCAUUACUACACCAGCUGAAAGGGUGGAAAUGGCUCCAUUAAAUGAAGAUAAUGAGGAUGAUGAGGAUUCAACGCUCUUUGAUGUGAAGUACAGGUGAAGAAUAACAUUUUUUUUAUUGAAAGUGCCUGUUUGUGGAAUGUAUAGAAGAUCUUCAAUGAUACCUGUGAUGGAAUUUCUGUUGCCUCUCCUUUUAAGUUGUUUCAAUCUGAUGCCUACUGUUAUCAAGUAUAAACUAUGGAUAAAGGAUAUUUAUCCAAAAUCUAGCAGUUAACAUAGACAUGGCAACCGUAUCUUCAGUUCAGACUGCUUAUCCCAAAGAAGUUACGUAUGAGCAGUUGGUUAAGAAAGGCAAGCUCAUCACAAAAAGUGUCGUGUUCUUUGAGGUUUUGUUAUAUUUGGUGUUAAAACAGACCUGUAAAUAAUUUAAAAGUAUAUAAAGUAAAACACUUGAGAGUUGGUGCCCUUUAAGACUACAUUCUCAUUUUGAAUUUCUACAUGUGCAUUCUUUGUUCAACAUACUGCCACUUGCCAUUGUGUUCUGGUACAACAUAUGUACAAUCAAAAUGUUAGCUUUUGCUACAUGAAACUGUCAGUUAUUCCUUAUUUUGUGCCAAGUUUGAGAGCAUAACCUGCAAUAUGAAGUGUUAAACAUUAUAUUAAUAUUGAAACAUUGUUAGUAUCUGGAAGUGGUAAAAUUUAAAUUCUGUAACUCUUCAGUUUUAUAUUGCUUUAAAGGCACUGAAGUGAAAUAUAUGGUUAUUAAAGAACACUAGCUUUCUGUAGGUAAACUGUCUGUAAGCAUACAUUUUUAUUACAGAACAAUAAUGUAUGAUCAGUGUAAUUAUUAUGAAUGAUUUAUAAUUAUUAUUGUAUACUACACAAUAUUUAUUCUCUUAACUACUAACCACCAGUUGAAGGUAAAUGACUGAAUGAACAGCUACCCAUCUAUUUUGAACCAGUUAAAUUUUGUAUUUGUGCAUUAAGUAGGAUGCUGCUAUUUGUUAGGCUGUUGAUACACACAGGAGUUGUAUUUUACACAUAAUAUGAAAUUUUAAACAAAAUCUCUUCAUUAGUUAUUAGAACUGUGCUUAAGUUUUAUAUGGAGGAAAUGUUCUAAAACAAUGUUUUUGAUUUUUUCACACUUUUGAGACAGACCAUAUGCGUAAUUUUUUUGUUUAAUUCUCUGUUUACUUAUCCUAAGUGGUAUUCUACCUGCAAAUGUAUCUAAUUAAUCAGAUAAAAAGGAAAGUGACCUUUAUGCCAUAUUUGUUGCCACUGAUUGUCAGCUGUUUUGAUCUAUAAAUUUGACUUGAUCCAUCUGUGAUUUAUAAACAAGUUCAGUCAAUGUAUUACACCGUGUUCAUCAAUUCCAAAAGUGUUAUUUUGACUUAUACGGUGUUUUAAUUUAACUUUGUAAUCUUAUUUGACCAAUGUCACAACAACAUCUUUUACUUUUUUUUGCCAAAAUGUAUAGGCCAAUUAAACAAUGAACUUUACAAACUGUUUUUGCAAUAAUGGGGAUGUGCUGAAAGUGUAUCCUCAGUUUUGUUUUAAACAUCCAAAAUAAUAAAACUGAAUACCUAAUGUUGGGGGAAAGAAUCUUCCUAAAAAGUAUAUUUUAUUUCCUUUGAAAUUUAACUUAUUUGAAAUAGUGGGUGGAUUUUCAGUGGAUAUGAAAGAUAUUUAAGACUGCUAUGUUUGAAUGAAAUUGUAUUAUAAAUGCAAUUUCUAAACUGUGAGUUAAAGUAGUGAUUAUAUACACUUCUCCUCCUAACUGGAAAGAUUUAUGGAGUACAGGUGUUUUUGUAUUUUUUUUUUUAACAAAUGUGAUUACUCUACAUGAUCUCAAUGGUCACAAACCACAGGAUGUAUUUGUUCUGUGGAACUUUGCUUCAAGAAACAGAGCGGUCAUUGAACUUGCUGUAAUUUAAUCUUUGAGGAUAGUUUAGACGUUUUGUUUUUGGAUCUGUGCUGCCUAACACACAUACAAAAAAGCCCUCUUUUGGUUUAAUCCAGACUUCUUUCUUGAAAAUAAACCCUCAAAAUAAUAUGCUACCCAUCUCACCCAAUCUAUAUACAAAAUAUAAAAAAAAUUGUGAACAUGUAAACACUUCAUGCUCUGUAUGUAUUUUAUAUAUAUAUAUAUAUAUAUAUCAUUACCUUAAAGAAAUUGAAAGUGGUUAAAUAAAUGUAGUAUUUCAGGAGACUGGGAACCAUAUAGUAUGCAUAUAUUCCAUUUCUGGGUGGCUUUUCAGGUUUGAAUAACCCAGUUUUCAAAAGAUCAUUAUAUGUUUGGCUAUUUCUUUAUUCACACAUAUGUUUUACAUCUCAUUGCUGUGUUGCUGUUGACAAUUACCAGAGACGCAUGGUUUCAUUAGCUCUGUAGAAACAUUGUUAACCAAAAUAUAGCUCAGCACCUGACAGACCAUAGUUCAAUAACUCCAUAUGCAUAUGUCCUUAGUUUGAUUUGCCCUCAUAUUUUUGCUCUUUUUUUGUGACCUGCACUGUUAAAUUGCUAUCUAGCUGUUUACUUGUCCAGCUUGGUCCUGAUGUAGUGUUGUAAGGAGGAUUAAAUGAAAUAAAUGUGUAUAAUUCAUGCAAAACCCUUCCUUGCUACCUUUGAGCCUGCUUGGAGGGGGUGAAGAGUUGCCUGAGAAACUAUAAUGUACUAAGCUGCUAACUUUGACAAUGAAAUAAUUUUCUAGUAUACACUAAAUAACAUUUUCAGGUUUCCUGUGUAUGCCAAAACAGUUGUGUUGAUAUUCUAGUUGAGAGAAUAUGGGAUUUAUCUGUCUUAUAUUAAGCUGUUUCAUUUUUAGUGUAGUGCUUAAAAUUAAUAUUUUUUGUUUCACGUUUUUUUUAAUUUCCACCAAGGUAAUUUUUGUUUAAAAAAAAAAAAAUAAAAUAAAUCUUUUUUUUUAUAAUAUCUGAUUAAAACUGCCCUUUGUAAAUAACCUCCUUUGUAAUAGGCAGCACAAAUUUCUAAUUCAAAGUAAUAGUUAAUUUACAAAUGCCUAUAGGUUCUCCAUGCUGUGUGUCAGUAUUGAUUCCCAUACAGUAUAUCAAAGUGUACCUUUGACAUAAUUAUUCUUCAGUGGGAUCUUUUUUUUUUUUUCUCCACUCUUUAAAGGUUAAUGGAAUUAGUAGUUUUCCACCUGCUUUGGAUAGGAAUCAAACAGUAUUUAAGUUAAAGGAAGAUUUCCAAGGGGUUGCUGUCUUGAGGAGCUUGGCUUACCCUUGCUCUCUUUGAAUUUCAUUCUGUAUUUUUGCAAACUUUUGGAUUUACAUAGGUGCGUAUUAUACUUUUUAGAAGAUAAUCGAAACAGAUAAGUUUGGAUUUUUUUUUUUGUUUUUUGUGUUUGUCAUGCCUAACUAAAGACAUGCAGAGGUAAGCCAGGGCCAUUCAAUUCCAGCCCAGCAGCACAAUAUUGGCAUUUUUCCUUGAUGACUUCUUGGAUGUAACUGCAAAUUUGUGUGGUCUCUUUUUGCACUUCAUGGUGGUUGUUGAUUCUUCAAGACACCACAGAAGUGUUAAAUACUUACAGGAAGCUUUGUAUAGAUAAUGUGUGAGACUUAACUGAUGUAAGAGCAAGUGGAGACUAUAGAGUUAUCUCAUGAUGGAGACUUUCUCUUAUUUCUGUUUUCACUUGUAUAAUCUGUGAUUAACUGGAAUUUAUACACUUAAUUAUCAUGCUUCUGUUUCUUUAAAAAUUUAAAUUCUCCAACAAAUGUGUUUUUGCUUUUGUUUAUCUUAAUUAAAGUGAUUUUUUCCCAUUAA
Messenger RNA from Polypterus senegalus (gray bichir), 4281 nucleotides. RefSeq names its product family with sequence similarity 174 member B (gene fam174b). Lineage: Eukaryota; Metazoa; Chordata; Cladistia; Polypteriformes; Polypteridae. The coding region runs from base 184 to 600 and encodes 138 amino acids. The record is from RefSeq and is a predicted model, not a curated record. The transcript is spliced from 3 exons.